This is a messenger RNA of Kwoniella shivajii, 1122 nucleotides long. Its product is annotated as aspartate-semialdehyde dehydrogenase. Bases 1 to 1122 code for a protein of 373 amino acids. Lineage: Eukaryota; Fungi; Basidiomycota; Tremellomycetes; Tremellales; Cryptococcaceae. The record is from RefSeq and is a predicted model, not a curated record. The transcript is spliced from 3 exons. Gene Ontology annotation, molecular function: protein dimerization activity; NADP binding; aspartate-semialdehyde dehydrogenase (NADP+) activity. Gene Ontology annotation, biological process: L-threonine biosynthetic process.
AUGUCAGCAGGAGAUAGAAAAGAAAUCAAAGUCGGUAUCUUAGGUGCUACAGGUACCGUUGGACAAAGAUUUAUCCAACUCCUAUCAUCUCACCCAUACUUCAAGAUCCACGCUUUGGGAGCAUCAUCCAGAUCAGCAGGUCAACAAUAUGGUAAAAUCACCAAAUGGAAAUUGAACACUCCCAUACCGGAAAAUAUCAAAUCUAUGAUAGUGCAAGAAUGUAAACCUACUUCAGGAGGUUUCAGUGAAUGUGGUGUUGUUUUCAGUGGUUUAGAUGCUGAUGUUGCUGGUGAAAUUGAGGAGGCAUUUCGAUCUGCUGAACUCAUCAUCUUCUCCAACUCUAAAAACUAUAGAAGAGAUCCAUUAUGUCCCUUAAUAGUCCCACUUGUCAAUCCAUCACAUCUAUCUAUCAUUCCUCACCAGAAGAAGUCACUUGGGCUUGAAAAAGGUUAUAUAGUCACCAACGCCAAUUGUUCCACGACCGGAUUAGUCGUUCCUCUCGCUGCAUUGGAGAAAGCUUUCGGUCCAUUAGAAACAGUAAUGGUCACCACAUUACAAGCUAUCUCAGGUGCAGGUUAUCCAGGUGUAUCAUCUUUGGAUAUAUUAGAUAAUGUCGUUCCUCAUAUAUCAGGUGAAGAAGAAAAAAUCGAAUGGGAGACAAAUAAGAUCUUAGGUGGAUUAAACUCAAACAACGAAUCAUUCAAUUUACAUUCUGACGAAAAAGAAAAUCUAAAACCUAUAAACGUUUCCGCUACUACAACAAGAGUACCUGUUAUAGAUGGACACACAGGUGUCGUCAACGUCAAGUUCAAUUCUAGUCGACCUAAACCCAGCAUCGAAGAAAUCGAAAAAGCUUUUAGAGAAUUUAAAUGUGAGGCACAAGAAUUAAAUGUACCUUCAGCACCUGAACAAGCUAUUGUCGUACAUGAUUUACCUGAUAGACCUCAACCUAGAUUAGAUAGAGAUUUACAUAAUGGUGCAUGUGUCUCUGUUGGAAGAAUUAGACCAUGUCCUGUCUUUGACGUCAAAUUCGUUUGUCUCAUUGAUAAUGUCAGAUUAGGUGCCGCUACAAGUAGUAUUAUGAAUGCCGAGAUAGCUGUGGAGAAGGGGUUGAUCGUUUAG